Messenger RNA from Knipowitschia caucasica, 852 nucleotides. NCBI's taxonomy places the organism in Eukaryota, Metazoa, Chordata, Actinopteri, Gobiiformes, Gobiidae. The record is from the annotation of a GenBank genome assembly.
AUGAUUGAGAGUGACAGAGAGCUUUCAGCGAUGGUCCAGGAGCUGUGGGACAACGACACCAACCGGCUGAGACCUGGGACGGACUAUCGCAUCUCACUACAGGGAAAGGUGGGAGACACAAUGGGAAGCGAUGACAAAAAUGACGCCGCUGGAUUCCCACUUUUCACAUACGUGGACGAGAGCAUUUUCAAAAAGGAGACGUUUUUGGCUUUUAUCUCCCUCCUGGAUAACUAUGUGAGUGACACUGGGGAGCCAGAGAUCGUGACUCCCGAAGAAGAGGCUGAAAACCACAAGUUUCUCGACUCAAUGAUGCAAACUCCCACAAUGAAGAUCGCUCAUAAAUACCUUGCGGAGAAGAACUUGUCGCCCAAAGGACAGGAGGAGUUCAAAAAGCAGCUGUACCGGAUCUGGUUCGAGCUCUACGCACGCCGAGGCUCCAGCAGGCCGGACUCCUCAGGCUUCGAGCAUGUGUUUGUGGGGGAGACGAGAGGCGCUCGCACUGUGAUCGGCUUCCACAACUGGAUCCAGCUGUAUCUACAGGAGAAGCUGGGACACAUCGACUACAAAGGCUACAGCGUCAGCGCCAACUCACCUCUGCCUGAUGAGAAGAAGCACAUCUUGGCUCUGCAGUUCAGCUGGAAGGACGGCAUCAAACCCAAAGGCAGCAUCUUCAUCGGCGUCAGUCCCGAGUUUGAGUUUGCUCUGUACACUCUCUGUUUCCUCUCGUCUCCGAACGAACGUGUCAAAGUCCAGUUCAGCCUGUACGACGUGGAGAUCGUGUGUCACCACUACAACCAGAAACACAUCGGCACCACUUACCCUGUGCUGCUCAAGUACCAGAACAUAAAGUAA